Penicillium canescens is the source of this 324-nucleotide messenger RNA. RefSeq lists its product as uncharacterized. NCBI's taxonomy places the organism in Eukaryota, Fungi, Ascomycota, Eurotiomycetes, Eurotiales, Aspergillaceae. Gene Ontology annotation, biological process: regulation of transcription by RNA polymerase II. Bases 1 to 324 code for a protein of 107 amino acids. The record is from RefSeq and is a predicted model, not a curated record. The transcript has a single exon. Gene Ontology annotation, molecular function: DNA-binding transcription activator activity, RNA polymerase II-specific.
AUGCAUGAUCUGACUCUCUUACAGCACUAUAUUUUACACACUUCGAAAGAACUGAGCUUGAAUCCUGGCAAAGCAUUGAUCUGGGGGCGUGUUAGUCCAGAUAUCGCUGACAAGAACGCCUUUCUGAUGCACUUACUUAUUGCGCUUGCUGGCGUGGAUAUCCUGACAACCCAGCAACCAAACGAGCAAAUGCAUGCGAACUUGGACGCAGCCAAGCUUCAAACUCUGGUUGAGCAUCAUCAAAUGGGUCUCCAAGGUCUCCAGGAGCAACUAGCUGCUGUUAAGCAUACGAAUGCGGAAGUUUUAUUUGCUGGAUCCAUGUGA